CAGAGACUGCCUCCUCUGACGCUCCCCCCCCCCCCCGCCCCGGCACCCUUCUAUUAUUUUCCAGGCUCUGAUCUCUCCUAGCUGCACUGAGGCACUCAGCACAGAAUCCAGCUCACAAAUCCUACCUUCUCCUUUCAUUGCUGCUGGUAUUAUUUUUCUUCUAGGACAAUACUAGCGAGCCCCCGUCUAAGCCGUUUGGGUUCUCCUCUGCUCCGGGAAGGAUUUUCUUGCAGGAACAACAAACCGCAGCAAACUUGUCUGUGUCUCCAGAAACCUUCCCAAGAAGCUGCCAGAGCUGAGGAGAGACGCGAGGAUGUGUCGAUUCCCAACGGGCAAGGACUUCUGACUGCUUGGGAAACACCUGUCACUGAGAGAGAAAAACAAGGAAGGGGAGAAUAGAGAUCUCCCCAAAGCCGCAAGACUUUAGCCAGAGUUAGCGAUUUCCAAAGGGAUUCGAGCAUGAGCAAGCCGGCAGGAUCAACAAGUCGUAUAUUAGACAUCCCUUGUAAAGUGUGUGGGGACCGCAGCUCCGGCAAGCACUAUGGGGUUUACGCUUGCGAUGGAUGCUCAGGAUUUUUCAAACGGAGCAUCAGGAGGAACAGGACGUACGUCUGCAAAUCUGGAAAUCAGGGAGGUUGCCCCGUGGAUAAGACACACAGGAACCAAUGCAGGGCGUGUCGACUGAAGAAAUGCUUGGAAGUCAACAUGAACAAAGAUGCUGUGCAACACGAAAGAGGUCCAAGGACAUCCACAAUAAGGAAGCAAGUUGCGCUGUAUUUCAGGGGACACAAGGACGAGAAUGGAGCUACACCUCACUUUCCCUCUGCAGCUUUACCUGCUCCGACCUUCUUUACAGCUGUCUCGCAGCUGGAACCCCACAAUCUAGAGCUGGCUGCUGUAUCGACUACCCCUGAACGGCAGACGUUGGUGGGCCUGGCACAACCAACGCCAAAGUAUCCACAUGAAGUCAAUGGUACACCGAUGUACCUCUAUGAAGUGGCCACUGAAUCUGUUUGUGAAUCUGCUGCCAGGCUUCUCUUUAUGAGCAUCAAAUGGGCCAAGAGCGUUCCAGCCUUUUCCACUCUGUCGUUACAAGAUCAGCUGAUGCUUUUGGAAGAUGCUUGGAGAGAACUGUUUGUUCUAGGAAUAGCACAAUGGGCCAUUCCAGUUGAUGCUAACACUCUACUGGCUGUAUCUGGCAUGAAUGGUGACAAUACAGAUUCUCAGAAGCUGAAUAAAAUUAUUUCAGAAAUACAGGCUUUACAGGAGGUUGUGGCUAGAUUUAGACAACUUCGGCUAGAUGCUACUGAAUUUGCCUGUCUCAAAUGCAUUGUCACUUUUAAAGCUGUACCUACACACAGUGGUUCUGAACUGAGAAGUUUUCGAAAUGCUGCUGCCAUUGCAGCCCUUCAGGAUGAAGCUCAGCUCACUCUGAACAGUUACAUCCACACCAGGUACCCCACACAACCCUGCCGUUUUGGAAAACUCUUAUUGCUUUUGCCAGCUUUACGUUCAAUUAGUCCAUCUACAAUAGAAGAAGUGUUUUUCAAAAAGACCAUUGGGAAUGUGCCAAUUACAAGACUGCUUUCAGAUAUGUACAAAUCCAGUGACAUAUAAACUACCUUAAAAA
Chelonia mydas (Green sea turtle) is the source of this 1630-nucleotide messenger RNA. RefSeq names its product nuclear receptor subfamily 2 group E member 1 (gene NR2E1). NCBI's taxonomy places the organism in Eukaryota, Metazoa, Chordata, Testudines, Cheloniidae. Gene Ontology annotation, biological process: cell differentiation; negative regulation of transcription by RNA polymerase II; anatomical structure development. Gene Ontology annotation, molecular function: nuclear receptor activity; RNA polymerase II cis-regulatory region sequence-specific DNA binding; zinc ion binding. Bases 460 to 1617 code for a protein of 385 amino acids. The transcript has 9 exons. The record is from RefSeq and is a predicted model, not a curated record.